This is a messenger RNA of Vitis vinifera (wine grape), 267 nucleotides long. RefSeq names its product germin-like protein subfamily 1 member 18. The transcript is spliced from 2 exons. The record is from RefSeq and is a predicted model, not a curated record. The coding region runs from base 1 to 267 and encodes 88 amino acids. Gene Ontology annotation, cellular component: cell wall. Lineage: Eukaryota; Viridiplantae; Streptophyta; Magnoliopsida; Vitales; Vitaceae.
AUGGUAGUUAAUACCCUUGCAUACAUUGCACUCUUGGCUAUGGCAUUUAAUCUUGCCUCUGCCUCCGAUCCCAGUCCUCUUCAGCACUUCUGUGUAGCUGUUAACGAUACAAACGCCACUGGGCUUCGUCUUCCGGGAAAUACAUCAAACCAACUUGGGUCCAUGGUCACGGCACAGAUACCUGGACUCAACACCCUUGGCGUUUCCCUGGCUCGGGUUGACUAUGUGUCAUAUGGUCUCUCCUCAAAGUUUGUCUUAGCUUGUUGA